UGAGAGCUGUCGGCUCAGUCUGCACAGAGCUCAGGCAGCUCAGCUUCUGCCUCUAAUCAUGGAACGCAUUCUCUUAUUUUUACGUUGAUCGUGCACUGGGACUACAUCAUURCAAUACUUCACUGGAUCCAAACAAUUUAACACAGUGAAAAAAAAGUGACAUUUAUAUGCUGCAAGAUGGGAUUACAUCAAAGGAAUUACAGGAUAACUGAUGAACCGGUUGGAUUGGGAAACUCGGAGUGAGAAAGCUUUAAACAAGCUCACAGAGCCAAUCCAACAAGAUGACAAAAGUCUGCAGUGAAAUAUCCUUUUUAUCAAGACAGCGGCUGUCCACCAAUGAUGAGCUCGCCGUCAUCGAAAAUGGAGGCAGCAGGGUUCACUCUGUUUGUGAAGAUGGCUCUGAGAGAGCCUUGUCUUCAGAGUCCCAGGAAAGCUGUCACACUGGUGCCAGAGCAAUGGCCAGGCUGUCCUACUUUUUCUUCAUGCUGCGGAACUGGAUAUCUCACAGGAUGAACCCUGUAGAAGAAAGGCAGGACUCGUUUCUUGAGCGCUUCAGAGGGCCAAGACUCAAAGCAGCAUCCAGUGAAGAGAGCAGCACCCAAUCUGUGGGCCAUAAUGACAAACAUCGAAAAAGAAAUCUCAUCAGUAAGUGGCCUCUUGCUACUUACAAUCUAAAUAACUGCAACAACACAGAUGACAAAAAAGAGGACAAAAAAGAGGAGAUUAAGAAAGAAGAGAAGAAAGAGGAGGAGAAAAAGGACGAUAAGGACGGAGACAAGAAAGAGGAGAAUAAAGAUGAGAAGAAGGAUGAGAAAAAAGAUGAGAAGAAGGAUGAGAAAAAAGAUGAGAAGAAGGAUGAGAAGAAAGACGACAAAAAAGAUAAAAAAGAUGAGAAAAAGAAAGAGGAGCCACCAAAGGAGAUCUGGAUCAUGGAUCCAGCCUCGGAGCAGUACUACAGGUGGCUGAGCGUCAUUGCAGGCCCGGUAUUUUAUAAUCUGAUGAUGAUCAUAACCAGGGCUUGCUUCAAUGACCUACAAGAAUCCUAUCCAAAGCUCUGGAUAGUACUGGACUACACAGCAGAUUUUAUUUACUUGAUGGACACCUUUGUUCGAUCAAGAACAGGUUACCUUGAGCAAGGCCUGCUGGUUAAAGAUGCCAAAAAACUAAGAGCGAACUACAGAACAACGUCUCAGUUCAAAUAUGACAUGAUUUCAAUGAUACCCACUGACCUCCUCUUCCUGCAAUAUGGAUUUAACAACCCAGAGUUCCGCCUCAACCGUCUUUGCAAAAUCCAGAGACUUUUUGAAUUCUUUGAGCGGACAGAGACCAGAACCAGCUUCCCGAACAUGUUUCGUAUCAGCAACCUCGUGCUUUACAUCCUUGUCAUUAUCCACUGGAAUGCCUGUAUGUUCUUUGCUAUUUCUAAAACCAUUGGUUUUGGAGCAGACACUUGGGUGUAUCCCAACAUCAGCAACCCAGAGUAUAAUCGAUUGGCACGCAAAUACAUCUACUCCCUGUACUGGUCUACGCUUACCCUCACCACCAUCGGAGAGACCCCUGCACCAGUCAAAGAUGUUGAAUUUGUCUUUGUCAUUGCAGACUUUCUCACCGGAGUGCUGAUUUUCGCUAGUAUUGUCGGUAACGUUGGUGCCAUGAUCUCGAACAUGAACGCCUCUCGUGCUGAGUUCCAGGCAAAGAUUGACUCCAUAAAGCAAUACAUGCAGUUUCGAAAGGUCACCAAAGAUCUGGAAGCCAGGGUCAUCAAGUGGUUUGACUAYCUGUGGACUGAAAAAAAGACCUGUGAUGAGAAGGAAGUUUUGAAAAACCUCCCUGACAAGCUCAAGGCUGAGAUUGCCAUCAACGUCCACUUGGAUACGCUGAAAAAAGUACGAAUUUUCCAGGACUGUGAGGCGGGUCUGUUGAUUGAACUGGUGCUCAAGCUGCAACCUCAGGUGUUUAGUCCUGGAGAUUACAUCUGUAAGAAAGGAGACAUUGGCAGAGAGAUGUACAUCAUCAAAGAGGGGAAGCUGGCAGUGGUGGCAGACGAUGGAGUWACUCAGUUUGUAGUGCUCAGUGACGGAGCAUACUUUGGGGAAAUCAGUAUCCUGGGUAUCAAGGGUAGUAAAGCAGGCAACAGACGAACAGCAAACAUCAGGAGCGUGGGUUAYUCUGACCUCUUUGCCCUUUCUAAAGAUGAUCUGAUGGAAGCGCUCACUGAGUAUCCAGAGGCCAAGAAAGCUCUGGAAGAGAAAGGCAAAGCUAUCCUGAUGAAAGACAAUCUGAUWGACGAGGCAGUGGCGAACGCAGGCGCUGACCCCAAAGACCUGGAAGAGAAGAUUGUCAAAUUGCAGAGCAACCUGGACAUGAUGCAGACCAAGUUUGCCCAGCUAAUGGCAGAGUUCACCUCCACACAGGCGAGGCUGAAGCAGAGGGUCACCAGUAUGGAGGCCAAGGUGAARUCCAUGAAACCGGAGGACCUCUCUGAGGUGGUGGCCGACAAGGACAAAAAAGUCCAGUAACAGAACAUUUCCCAGAGAACUUUUAAAGUGGCUUUAUGUCAUAUAAAUGCCCACAUUUCUAUUUAUACCUAAUGUUUAAUGUUAUCAUAAUGUGUCAAACUGUGUUUGCAGAGAAUGUUUAUGUUCAUGUUGACUGACAGACCGUUUCAUUUCCUUGUGAAACAACUUGACUGUGUUGAGCAGAACCACUUGUUUAUGCCAAAAAUGGUCUUUUUGUAGUUCUAGUAUGAUAAUGUUUGUUCCUGAUAAGUAUUGAUCCCACUGAAUAUACUGAUCUGUAUAAAGUACAUUUCUUACUCUGCAAUUUAUAUUAUGUAUUGUAUGAGAGUGUACACAAUAAAAAAACAGUUUACAUAUAUGUUGUGGAAUACUGAUUAUGUAUCACCUUGACACUGUCCAAUUGUUCAUAUCUUGUGAUAUCCCUGGACGUCAUCAUCAAGCUGACCUACUUCAUGUCAGAAGCUGACUGGUUGCUCAUUAUCACAUAAUGAUAGCUGACAGUAUAACAUUGCUUGCCCGGC
Molecule: messenger RNA, 3040 nt
Organism: Austrofundulus limnaeus
Lineage: Eukaryota; Metazoa; Chordata; Actinopteri; Cyprinodontiformes; Rivulidae
Gene: cnga3a
Product: cyclic nucleotide gated channel subunit alpha 3a
Exons: 9
Coding region: 282-2519 (745 amino acids)
Biological process (GO): monoatomic cation transmembrane transport
Cellular component (GO): intracellular cyclic nucleotide activated cation channel complex; plasma membrane
Molecular function (GO): cGMP binding; protein-containing complex binding; intracellularly cAMP-activated cation channel activity
Source: RefSeq, a predicted model, not a curated record